This is a messenger RNA of Chrysoperla carnea, 1122 nucleotides long. Its product is annotated as zinc finger protein 2 homolog. The record is from RefSeq and is a predicted model, not a curated record. The transcript has 2 exons. Gene Ontology annotation, cellular component: nucleus. Lineage: Eukaryota; Metazoa; Arthropoda; Insecta; Neuroptera; Chrysopidae. Bases 188 to 916 code for a protein of 242 amino acids.
UAACCAACAACCCAUGAAGUUUCGUAGAAAAAUAUUUGUUUAUCUAACCCAUCCCAUAGAAGAUUCUGAGAAUAUCUAAUUUUCGUACAAUAACCAGUCCAUUAUUAACAUUAUUAACUUUCUACAACAACUUCGGUACCGAAACUUCAAAACUUGUAAAAAGUUUUGUUGAAAUUACUUAACAAAGAUGGAAAGUGUUGAAGAUAUGGAUUCAAUAGAAACACAGGAACCUAUUUACCCGGAAAUUAUUUUUUUAAAACAAGAAACCGAGAUAAAUUUUGAAAAUGAGACAGAAACAAUAGUGCCUGAAGUAAUAUCAGUUCCUAAAGCAAAUACUCAAGAAAAGUUAUCCAUAUCGAAAAAUUCAACAAAAGAACGAAUUUUCCAUUGUGAAACAUGUAGUCAAUCAUUCAUAAGUAAUUCACAUUUAAUAAUUCAUCAACGUAUUCAUACUGGAGAAAAACCGUACAAGUGUAAUGUUUGUGAUCGGGCAUUUUCACGUAGUUCUGACUUAAAAAUACAUAACCGUACACAUACAGGAGAAAAACCAUACGUUUGUAGCACAUGCAAAAAUGCUUUUACUACUAACUCCGAUUUAAAAGUACAUGAACGAAUUCAUACGGGCGAACGUCCCUAUGAGUGUCCAACGUGCUAUAAAGCGUUUAAAAGUAAUUCGGAAUUAAAAAGACAUGAUCGUAAACAUACUGGUGAGAGGACAUACAAGUGUUCAAUGUGUGAACAAAUAUUAAUAAGUAUGUCACAUUUGAGAAUACAUGAACGGACACAUACUGGUGAAAAGCCAUAUCCAUGUAACGUAUGUGGAAAAUCAUUUACACGCAAAGAACACUUAAAACGACACCAAAGAAUCCACCUUGCUAAAAUGGCAUCUGUUAAAAUUGAAAAUGAUUUUGGAUGAUUCUAGUGCAAUCGUCAUCAUGUACACUCAGUUUCAUAAAAAUUAACCAAAGUGGAAAUAAAUAAAAACAAUGAAAAAUUGUUGUUUAUGUCACACACAGCCUGAAUGGAAUUUAUUUCAAUUACAAAAAGUGGGAAUUUUUUUUAUCAUUUUAAAUGUACUUGUUCUUCGUCUAAUCGUAAUAGUUACAAUUGACUUUAAUUCAA